AUGGUGGGCCAGGAGAAAAAGCCCAAGGUUUCUGUUUUGCAUCCUAGAGGUCAGCAGGGUCAGAUCCAUUAUGGAAAGUGUGGAAAUCCGUAUGGUAGGGAAUGUCGAGCUGUGGGAUCGGGAUGUUUUAGAUGUGGGCAAUCUGGACAUAUGAGCAGGGAUUGCCCUUGGGAUGCACUAAUUUUCUUUCAUUGCUAUCAGAUUGGCCAUAAAAAGGUUGAUUUUCUGAGUGGAGGAGCAGUGGCAGCACCUGGACCAACCACCUUAAGGAUCAACGAUGGCCGCCAGGGGAUGGCGGAGACACCUGUGGUGAAGAUCAGGGGGUUCAAGUUGACUACCGAUGAGGAUCGAGAGACACUGGAUGUGGUUACCAGGACUUUCUUAAGUAAUGGUAUGACAGAUCAUGUUCUAUUUAAUUUGGGCGCUACCCAAUCUUUUAUAUCUCUUGAGCUUAGCAAGAAGUUUAGUGAUGCUCCUGAGAUUUUGGAUUAUCCAUUGGAGGUAGAGAUUGCGGAUGAUCGUUCUGUGAGUGCUUCGAGUGGUCAUCGAGGAUGUGUUCUAAGCAUGUUCAAUGAGAGAUAUUCGAUUGAUUUGUUCCUAAUGGGACCAUGA
Lactuca sativa (garden lettuce) is the source of this 612-nucleotide messenger RNA. Lineage: Eukaryota; Viridiplantae; Streptophyta; Magnoliopsida; Asterales; Asteraceae. The record is from RefSeq and is a predicted model, not a curated record.